This is a messenger RNA of Setaria italica (foxtail millet), 1038 nucleotides long. RefSeq lists its product as uncharacterized. The transcript has 8 exons. Lineage: Eukaryota; Viridiplantae; Streptophyta; Magnoliopsida; Poales; Poaceae. Bases 120 to 764 code for a protein of 214 amino acids. The record is from RefSeq and is a predicted model, not a curated record.
GAAACAGGCCCAGAACAGCACGAGGCAAGAAUCCUCUACGGCGGAGAGAGAGAGAGAGAGAGAGAGACCGGCGAGAAGCCCCUGUCUCCGUCGCCGUAGAACGAGCAGCAGCCUAGUCGAUGGCGUCGCCGGAUCCCGGCCGCACGCCGGCGCAAGGCGACGAAGCCGGCUCCACCUCCCCGUGGCCUCUCCGCAAGCUCCAGAGUUUCACACCAGGGCUGUGGUCGCAAUACAAAGUUUAUGAGAAUGCGGUUGUGGAGAGUACUAAAGGAACUAUUGCAGAUGCUCUGGUCCUUGUGAAAGAGCAUCAGGCGGAGGCAAUUGGAUGUGCCACUGUUGCAGGAUUCAUUCUGUUCAGAGGUCCUCGGAGAUUUUUAUACCGCAAUACCUUUGGGCGUUUCAAGACUGAGAAGGAUUUACUGAAUGAUGCUGAGGAAAGUAUGAUGGAGUACAAAACAUCUAUUGCGAACUUGAAGAAAGAAUCGAAAUACACUCUUGACAAAGUAGCUAUUGGUGAAAGUGAUCUGCAACGUGGACAAACUGAUUUGAGAUCUACUGGGAAGCAGAUCCAAUCUCUUAUAGGUUCCAUAUACAAGGCAGAAUCCACAGCUGCAGGUCUGAUGGAUAGACUAAGAACCAUUCCAACCAGGCAAUCUCUGGAGCUGCGAGCAGAGGUGGCUUCCAUGGCCUCCGAUUUGAAGAAUCAGAGAUAUGCCUUGCAGGAAAGAAUCAACAAAAUAUCUGAAUAUGGUGUCCGUGUCUGAACUGCACCGCAUAUACAUUUCCCCUGAUAUCGAUUCAUACAAUAAACUGUGAAUCCACCGUGAGAGGUGUGUUUGUUGAUUGGACAAGUGCUGUGUCUCCAGAUUCUAACCUUUUUUUGUUAGCAUUUUAAAUGCUAGGACAGACAAGAUCACUCAUCAGAAUUCAGAACCAUGAAAUUGUUCCUGUCAGUUUACUGUUGAGAUUGCUCGUUUGUGGGAAAACUUUGGAUACUCCCCAUCUAUAUGCAAUUGCAAGGAAAGCUAUGUUCCAUCA